AUGCGCUUCGUCGUCAUUACUGCAAUCGCCCUCCUGCUCACGGUCACCCUCGUGUCCUCGCACUCUACUGGCAAAGGUUUCCACAGGGUGUCUAAGCGCGAGGACACGAAGACGGGUACAGCUUCCCUUUCAGCCACUGCUAGCGUUCCCGGAAGCGAGAACAAAGUGGAACCUGCUGUUACCGACUCGAAGCAGACCACUGAACCCACCACCGACGCAUCCAAGAUUCAGACGACGGAUGACGACAAGACCAAGAACGACGAACAGACCAAGAAGAACGAGCAGCCCAAGAACGAUGACCAGGCGAAGAACAAUGAUCAGACGAAGAGCGCUGACCUGACAACGACCAAGAAUACCAACAAGACAGCUGAACACCACACUGGCACGCUUCCUAUCCCGCCUGGUUACGUCGCCAUUCUGACUCAGCUGCCCGACACUAUCGUCAAUGGUACUGAUGCUCGUACGACGUGGAAGACAGCCUGCCAGACAGCACUCGAUGGUAUUCAUGUCGACGACACGAGCAAAGAGGCUGUAUAUGGCUUCUUCCGCGCAGCUCUCUUUAAUGCCGACACGCACUUGAUUGAGCUCGCCUGCUACCGGUGCCAGAACGCAAGUUAUGACCUGAAGGGCGUCAACCCCGGCACGCCAAUUGCAAACUUGACAGCUUCCGUCAUCAAGAACCUCAACUGGUCCGCCACACCGACGGUCAAAGUGGGCUAG
Messenger RNA from Acaromyces ingoldii, 720 nucleotides. RefSeq lists its product as hypothetical. Bases 1 to 720 code for a protein of 239 amino acids. The record is from RefSeq and is a predicted model, not a curated record. The transcript has 5 exons. Lineage: Eukaryota; Fungi; Basidiomycota; Exobasidiomycetes; Exobasidiales; Cryptobasidiaceae.